This is a messenger RNA of Pelobates cultripes (western spadefoot toad), 499 nucleotides long. NCBI's taxonomy places the organism in Eukaryota, Metazoa, Chordata, Amphibia, Anura, Pelobatidae. The record is from the annotation of a GenBank genome assembly.
GGCAAAAUGCGACGCGGUAUGCCUGCGCUUCUGGGACCUAGGCGCUCACAUCCCAUUCCGGUUCCUGCUACACUGGCAACGAGCCACUGCACACUCCCCAACACGCAGCCGGGUCGCUCAAGCAAAGCGCUGCCACCACAUGAGCAGGCACAAGCCAAGGAGACCCAGCGGAAGAAGCAAAGACCGGGCAUUACCCACCCGAAGCAACCACACAGAGGCCGAGCAAAAGCACCAAAGACACCUGCGGGAGGCCUCAGCAGACCACCCACCACCAUGUGGGGUCCCAAUGUCCCACAACCCAAAAAGCAUCGCCACUGGACAAAGCGCCCGCCGACAUCACCUGCCCACCAAACAGCCAGCACCGCUGAAACAGACCCGAAGGGCAGAGACACCCAGCCACCAAACACACUCAGCCAGCAAUAAGAAGAUGCCACAGCGGACCAGCACCUCCGCCCCAGACCCGCAACCAUGGCCUCCAGAACGGGCAUCGGCUAGGUAC